Daldinia childiae is the source of this 1758-nucleotide messenger RNA. RefSeq lists its product as uncharacterized. The transcript is spliced from 2 exons. Gene Ontology annotation, cellular component: nucleus. Gene Ontology annotation, molecular function: DNA binding. NCBI's taxonomy places the organism in Eukaryota, Fungi, Ascomycota, Sordariomycetes, Xylariales, Hypoxylaceae. The record is from RefSeq and is a predicted model, not a curated record. The coding region runs from base 1 to 1758 and encodes 585 amino acids.
AUGCACAAUACAAUGAUCGGCUCAACUGGCAUAGACCAGGAUAACCACAUGGCUCAUGACAACUCAUAUUCGAACGAACAAUGGGUCGACAUGAGCGCUUAUACCCAUAUGGCCAUGACGACUUAUCCCGGCGAGUACUAUAUUCCACCGGCGACUCAUGGAUUACCAUCCGAGUCUAUCGGCAUGGCUCCUCCACCUAUUCCUCACCAGAUGCAUAAUCAGCCGCACAAUAACUUUGCAAGUCAUCAUCUUCCGCAUCCGUUGAUAAUACCAACACAGCAGCCUUCCCAGGUUCCAUGGCCCAGUCUCCGGACGAACCCCUCUCAGAGCUACUCAGCACCUCCUGUACCAAUCCCGCCGGCAUCGGCUCCUGUGAGACAGCCGCCGAGAUUGCCAACAAUCAAUACGUCGCAGCCAAGGAAGACCUUGACGGACGAGGAUCGUCGUAAUAUGUGCCUCUUUCAUGAGGACAAUCCCCAUGCUAAACAGACAGAGAUCGGUCAAAAAUUUGGUGUUGAGCGAAGCACGGUGUCAAAGGUAUUACGAAGGAAGGAACUUUACUUGAAUCUAGACAGUUCGGGUGGUUCUCCCGUGAAAAAGACUAAGGGAAAGUCGCCGCCAGAUAUUGAGCGAGCUCUUGCGAACUGGGUCAGGGGUCAACAGAAGAAGGGAGUUGUGGUUAGCGACACUCAGAUGGAAGAAAAGGCGAGAGUCUUUUGUACCGGCUCGGAUAGCCCUCUUAAAACCAUCACAGCCUCUUGGAUCGAAAAGUUUAAGCAGAAGCAUAAUAUUGGACCGGGAAAGUUGAUCCGUAGAGCUUCGGAGACUGCGAUUCCGGACAACGCUCGACUAGACACUGGCUCUCCCUUAUUAUCUGCUACACAUACACCAGGAGGCAUUUCACCGGCUUCACCAACAAACCAAACGGCAUCACCGCAAAUAUCGUCGAUAAGCGAGAAAUCCGAAGUGAAGGAAUCUAUCUCAAAUGGCUUCAUGGACUUCGAGACCAAUGGAUACAGACACCCACAUUCUCAGAGCUCAACAUCACUCUCCAGUGCCGUCACAGACCCGCCGAGCUCAACCUUCUCAGCGGGUGCUUUCAGUCCAUCAUCACAGUUCAACUUUUCUCCAGACCCGAACACAGGCAUGUUCAGCGACCGGAAUCAAAUGCCGCCAGGAGCCUCCGGUUUCCAGCGUCCCCGAAGUCAGACGGUUCCAGACCUUGGGCAUCUCGAGUACAUCAACCAAUCGCAACCUUCGGAGCCGCUGACACCUAAAUAUAGCCAGGCUGGGACGGCACCCUCUUCUGCUCUGGAAUCCCCGACCCACGAGAUGUCAGGGUCGUCCUUUAGCGGGCUAGACUCGGCCAUCUCCCCACCAACACAGCUACACCAUGUAAGUAGCAACAGUAGUUUAGCCGGCAGGUCGAGCUGUUCAGGGACAGCUGGAGUUUCCGGAACUUCGAUGGGCUCUUCGCCUAGUUCGCCCACUCAGGAGGAUGCCAGGCGAGCCGCGGACACGCUCCUUAGUUUUAUGCAGCAAAUCAAAUCGACUGGUUUGGUCGACCAGAACGACUUUUUAAUAGUCUUGGGUCUUACCGAGAAGCUGAGGUUACAACCGCAGCAACAGCAUGGAGGACCCCAGGCGAACUCGGCAACCCAGGGUCUUGGUGGUCUAUCGAGGAUACCGGAAGGAGACACCGAGAUGACAACAAUCCCUCCACCCAUGGUAAAGAACGAGACAGCGAUGAGUGUGUGA